CGGGCGGGCAUGAGUGAAAGUAAUGAAACUUCGCCGUCAUUAACCCCUAACUGCAGCUGGGUUCAAUUCUGUCAACGCAACGCACAACCCACCGCCACGGGGCCCAUCAGCUCACCGUCUAACGGGCUGAGCCCCGACGGCCGGGUGGCGAAGCCAGCCCGACGGAGGCCCAGGGCGUCGCGGCGGACUCCCACCACCGUUUUCAACACGGACCCCUCCAACUUCAGGGCCAUGGUCCAACAGUUCACCGGCGGCGGUCUGGGUCUGCUUCCGCCUCCACUGCCGUCCCCGUUUUCAUUUCCCGGCGGAACGGCUGCAGCAGGAUUGGGGUUCAGGUUCGGGCCGCCGCACCAAGUGCUGGAGAAUCUUAUUAACUUUCCUCAGAGGGCCGCGAGUAAUCACAGUAUGCAUUUUGAGGCGGUAGCCGGCUCCUACACGUCGCCGCUCAUGACGAGCAGCGGCGGCAGAGCUUAUGAUGUUCACACACAACCUUUUGUGGGCAGGGUUUCAUUUCCGUCACCUCAACACGGAGGGUCUGCCUCUUCUUCUGGCCUCGAAUAAGAUCGAUCUAGCGGCUAUAUAUGACCUGAUCGAUCAGUUGAGGUUUUUAUAUCUAGGUCGGCCGGCCAUGCGUCGCCGGCCGGAUCUCAUAUAUAUAGGAAGCGGUUCCGAUAAGAACGGACUCCCAGGAGAGAAAUGAGAACGAAUCUGGACCGUUGGAUUAUAUUAUGUGAAACUGAAUUGGGCAUUUGGUGAAACUGAAAUAUGCAUUUGAUGACAUUGAAAUGUGCAGAAUAAUAAUUUAAAUUCAAGUGUGCAUUAGAUGAAACGGAAAUGUGUUGACUAAAAGGUACAAAAAUAACAUCGCAUCGUACCUUUUAUUCUGCACAUUUCAGUUUCACAUAGUGCACAUUUCAAUUUCACUUCAUGCACAAUUCAACUUCACAUAAUGCCACUGUAUCGUACCAUUUGUGCUGCACAUUUCAAUUUCACCUAAUGCAAAUUACAGUUUCAUCUCAUGCACAUUGAAUUUCACUUUAAGUAAAUCUAACGGUCCAAAUUCAUUCUCAUUUUUCUCCUAAGAUUAUGUUCUUAUUUAAACCAAAACCUAUAUAUAUAUAAUAAGGAUCAAAUGAGAAGAGUGCUUGUCGUAAGAAGUGAGAAUGCAUCUGGUGCGUUCAUUUUAAGACCUGUGCAUCAGAUUAGCAAAAAAGUGCACGGGAAAGUGCAAAAAAUAUUAAAAAAGUGAUGCUAGACGCGGUGGCAUUUCCGUAAUUAAUCGGAACUUUUCUGUCAUCGCAAAAAGUGCUUCAGAUUAGCAAAAAAGUGAAUCAGGAAUAGAUAAAUGUGUAACUUCUCACUUUUCAGGUUAAGAACAUAUAUAUUCUUAAG
Molecule: messenger RNA, 1392 nt
Organism: Cuscuta europaea
Lineage: Eukaryota; Viridiplantae; Streptophyta; Magnoliopsida; Solanales; Convolvulaceae
Source: the annotation of a GenBank genome assembly